Dentiscutata heterogama is the source of this 233-nucleotide messenger RNA. The record is from the annotation of a GenBank genome assembly. Lineage: Eukaryota; Fungi; Glomeromycota; Glomeromycetes; Diversisporales; Gigasporaceae.
AAAUGCAAGUAUUACUUGAUCGUCAGCUUCAUGAUUAUCUUUCAUUUAUUUUAACUGAAUUAUGCGAAGAAAAAAAAGAAAAUAUGAAUAUUAUUGACGAUUUAGUAAUUAAUCAAAGUGCUAGAAUAAGCAAUCAAAAACAAUGUUGUGAAUGUGAUAAAACUGAAAUUGAAAAUUCUAAGCGUAAAUGUCCUCAAUGUCAUGCGAAACUUCCUACACUUGCUGAAACUUAA